Austrofundulus limnaeus is the source of this 756-nucleotide messenger RNA. RefSeq names its product cyclin-dependent kinase-like 2. The transcript has 5 exons. Gene Ontology annotation, cellular component: nucleus. Gene Ontology annotation, molecular function: ATP binding; protein serine/threonine kinase activity. NCBI's taxonomy places the organism in Eukaryota, Metazoa, Chordata, Actinopteri, Cyprinodontiformes, Rivulidae. The record is from RefSeq and is a predicted model, not a curated record. Gene Ontology annotation, biological process: protein phosphorylation. The coding region runs from base 13 to 669 and encodes 218 amino acids.
AAUAAGAGCCUGAUGGAGCGUUACGAGUCUCUGGGUCCAGUCGGGGAGGGCAGUUACGGCAUCGUUCUAAAGUGCCGCCAUCGAGACUCGGGUCGCCUCGUCGCCAUCAAGAAGUUCCUGGACUCGGACCAGGAUAAGACGGUGAAGAAGAUCGCCCUCAGGGAAGUCAAGCUGCUCAGGCAACUCCGUCACGACAACCUGGUGAACCUCCUGGAGGUGUGGAAGCGUCGUCACCGCUGGUACUUGGUCUUUGAGUUUGUGGAUCGGACUCUUCUGGAGGAUCUGGAACAGAACCCCAAUGGACUGGACCUCAGCACCUGCCGGACAUACCUGUUCCAAGUCCUGAGGGCGGUGGAUUUUUGUCACCAACAAAACGUAAUCCACAGAGACAUCAAACCUGAGAAUAUUCUCAUCUCUCGGGACAGUGUGGUCAAGCUGUGUGAUUUUGGUUUUGCACGAACCAUUUUGUCACCCUCUGAAGGAGGUGUCUACACAGACUAUGUAGCUACUCGAUGGUACAGAGCGCCUGAACUGCUGGUGGGAGAUAUCAAAUAUGGCAAACCAGUAGAUGUUUGGGCUCUGGGUUGCCUGGUAAUAGAAAUGUUAACAGGACAGCCUCUGUUUCCCGGAGACUCUGACCUCGACCAAAUAUUCCACAUCGUCAGGUGACCUGAUGACUCAUCACCAGGAGGUAUUUUACAGAAAUCCAGUUUUUUCUGGAGUCAAUCUACCAGAAUGUUCGAGCACCAUCUCACU